UAGUGCAAUUCCGGGUUUAUGUAGCUGGGGUUGGAACAUGGCGCUUCCUCUGCUCUUGUUUUUGGAGCUGCUGAUUUACGGAGCUGGCUUCAUUUGUGGGAUUGUCACUGCUGCUCUGGUCACUGUCACUCAGGGGGAAUUUGGUUCCCAGUGCGUCCUCUAUGGCGUGGCCAAGUGGAACGACACGGUGAAAUCCUUGGGAGUCAGCCAGUUCGGCAGCGUCUCGCUCUGCGGCUUCAUCAGUGCCGUCUCGGUGUGCAUCGCCAUCUACUGUUUCUGCACCGUCUUCUACUUCAUCUAUGUCAGCUGCAUUGAGGGGACAAGCCGGGGACUGCGGUGGCUCACGGCCUGCCUGGUGACAUCCGGCGUCUGCCUCUUCCUGCUCCUGGUUUCUGGCUGCCUCCUGCGGGUCGGGCUCGACACCUUCUGCCGGUCUAUCCUCACCGAGCCAGGGAUCAAGAGCUGCUCAGGUGCUGAGAGAAUGAACUGGACAUCUCCGUACAAUGGCUCCACGUUUUACCAAAACUUCACCAGCGCUGAGACCUCGACCUGGGUGAAUUUCAUCUUUUGGAUGGCGGUGUUGGUGCUCCUGAUCGUGCAGCAGAGACGGGUGGACGAUUUCAGGCCCAUGAUGGGGGCUGACACUGAGUGGAGCACGGCUGUGUCCGGGAUCAUGUCCGAGAGUAAACCCUUGAUCCCGUCGGGGCCCCGACAGUAAAACAAAAACCAUUCGAGGAGGCGGGGUGGGGCUGGCUGUGCCAGAGUGGCAUCGUGGGAUGAGCCGCAAGAAUGCUUGUGACAGCGUGUCUGUAUGCGUGUGCGUCUCUGUCUGUCUGUGUGCGUGUGUCUCUGUCUGUGUGUGUCUGCGUAUGUGUAUUUGCCUGUGCGUGCGUGUGUGUAUUUGCCUGUUUGCAUAAGCGUCCACCUCUCUCUCCCACCCAACGGGUCCAGAGCUAUUGACGAAGGGUGGGUGCCCAUGAUUCAAACGUUAGCCGACUGCCCAACUGGGAAUGAGUGCCAGUCAGCACACCGCCUAGCCCAUGCCUGUGUGUGCUGUUUAGUAGUGCCACUGUCUCAUUUAUCAGUACUUUUUUGAAAUGGUUCAACUUCCCACGACCGAGCCUUCAGGCAGGGCAGGCCGUGGUGAUCCUUACCUGACGGAGGUUUGUAACAUGUGCCAUGCCCGGCUCCACCCGAGUGCCACCUUCGGAUCGGUUACAAGGUGUGGGGUGAGGUUUGUUGGAAGCAGCUGAAGACCGGUUUUGAUAGGAUG
Molecule: messenger RNA, 1273 nt
Organism: Carcharodon carcharias (great white shark)
Lineage: Eukaryota; Metazoa; Chordata; Chondrichthyes; Lamniformes; Lamnidae
Product: transmembrane protein 179B-like
Exons: 5
Coding region: 38-718 (226 amino acids)
Source: RefSeq, a predicted model, not a curated record